CUUAAGCUGUUUGGCUCUUAAUGAACUGUCAAAAAUGCGCACAAUACAAAUCAUCUCUGAAUGACAGAACUCAUUACUGUUACUGUGAAAAACGAAUCCUCUUCACAAUUUAACUGGAGUGAUAUUCCUUGUUACCAUUCACACACAUUUGCUGAAAUCAAAUCACAGAUCACGCUCACUUCAGGUGCCACAUUCAAACCGGUCCGUGCGGACACAAUAUACUAUUGUUACACAGAUAAUAAUAUCACUACGUUGGAGAGGAAUUACGUGUGUGAGAGUGAGAGACGUGUUUUGGUUCGUUUUGGACAUGUAAAUGUAUGUUGCAGGACAGGAGGGCGAAAUGCAGUAGCUUACAACUCAGCGGUUUAAAAAAAGUUAUUCAUCCUCGUCAGUUCACUGUUUGUUUCCACCACUCGUCUCUCUGCGUGUUCUCUCUCUUUCUGCACAGCUUGCAGCUCGCUCCCAGUCCCCUCACUCUCACCCAAAUAGUCUCGCUCCCACAAUAAUACGAGUUGUUUUUGCUUUGAGUUUGCUUACUAUAUUUAUUUGUACACUUGAAACUCCGGGUUAGCCAUGGAGACAUUGCGGUGUUUUACUGAACUCGUAAUACGGAGAUCGCGGCAACCAACAGCGGCAGCCAGUGAGAGGACUCUGCAUGAGAUUGGCCAUUUAAGUGUCAAUCAAAUUCGGUCAUGGGACGUGAUAACCAACCAGGUUCCUCUAGAAAAUUCCUCCCCCAGACGUAUGACCACAGAUCGACACACUUCGCCGAGGAAACUUUUUAUAGAGGUGACAGGACAGUUGAGAUAUCUGCAGGAGAACACAGCUGAUUAACGGAGCUACAGCUGACAUCAGGCAGGGGACUGAGAGGAAAAGGACUAAUCCAGAGACUCCGCACUUCUUGCACCACUAAAUGGGAAAGUAAAACUGUGAAAGUGACAUUUCAGACGAGGGACCGUUACUGGGAGAGAAAAUGGCCUCCGUAGCUCUCUGAAGAGGAGUUCUCCAGUUUACGCUGAAACACUCAGGGAUCCAUUUCUCCUGUCAUGUAGUCACAGUGUGUGUAAAGCUGGUCUACAGCAGGAGUGUCCAGUCUGCAGGAGAAACAGCCUGUGUGUGUUUGGUGUGUUAAGAUUCUUAGAAGCAGAGAAACCACAACUUCACUCCCAUAGCUGGAACACUAGACUGAGAAAGGCAAAAUGGCGGCCGCAGUCAUGGACAAAGAUUUUAAACUGGACACCCCUGAUCCUGUUGUGUGGGCUUCUGUUGGUGAUGUCACUCUGCCCUGUCACCUCUCUCCUGAAACCAGUGCUGUUGCCAUGGAGAUCAGGUGGUUUAAGAGGACAGACUGUAUCUACCUGUAUAAGAAUGGUCAUGUGACAGUGAGGGAGGGCUAUGAGGGCAGAGUGAGUGUGAACACCCAGGAGCUGCAGAGAGGAGACGUGUCUCUGAGACUGAGGGAGAAUACAUGGGGAGAUAAAGGAGUGUACACAUGCCAGGUCAUCAGUGGAGAACACAAGGAGGAGGGAAGAGUCGGGAUUACAGGUAAGUCUCCUGUUCCUCUGCUGUAAAGAGCUCAGUGCUGUCAUUCAUGUCACAAACUAAACCUGCUCACACUUACACUCUCUAACCUGAUUACACUUUCAUACUGCAAACCUUCACACCCU
Molecule: messenger RNA, 1667 nt
Organism: Clupea harengus (Atlantic herring)
Lineage: Eukaryota; Metazoa; Chordata; Actinopteri; Clupeiformes; Clupeidae
Product: butyrophilin subfamily 2 member A2-like
Exons: 3
Coding region: 1200-1571 (123 amino acids)
Molecular function (GO): GTP binding; ubiquitin binding; phosphatidylinositol binding
Source: RefSeq, a predicted model, not a curated record